Rhineura floridana is the source of this 2217-nucleotide messenger RNA. RefSeq names its product lysosomal associated membrane protein 1 (gene LAMP1). NCBI's taxonomy places the organism in Eukaryota, Metazoa, Chordata, Lepidosauria, Squamata, Rhineuridae. The record is from RefSeq and is a predicted model, not a curated record. Gene Ontology annotation, cellular component: membrane. The transcript has 9 exons. Bases 175 to 1416 code for a protein of 413 amino acids.
ACAUAGUUUAGAUCAGGUGACAGAGGUAGAGAGAAGGGGGGGGCUGACGUCGUUGAUCAUGUGAGCGCGCCUAUUGCCGUUCUUCGGUGCCGCCGCCGUCGCCGCUCCCUCAUCUCCGCCGCCGAAUCUUCGUUUUCGGCCCUCCUUUCGCGUCCGACUCGGCCCUAUCCUGUCAUGGCGUCUCGGUGUAGCUGGGGGCUGCUCCUGGCGGCUGUUCUGCUGGGAUUUUUACAACCAUCCUCAGCAUUUGAAGUAAGAAAUAGUAGUGUGGCUUGCAUAUUAGCCAAUUUUUCUGUGCAAUUUAUCGUGGAAUACAACACAGUGAGUGUAAAACAGAACAGCACCUUUACACUUCCUUCUGAUGCUAAAGUGCUGCCAGAAUAUAGUACCUGUGGCAAAGGGAAAGAAACCUCGCAAGUUCUUGUAAUUGGAUUUGGCAGUGAGAAUUCAUUAAAGAUGACAUUUGUAAAGAACACAAGUUUCUACACCAUCAGUAAUCUGAUAUUCCAAUACAACUUGUCAGAUACCACUUUUUUCCCAAAUGCAACUGCAGCAGGAGUAAGAGAAGUGGCCAAGGACACUGAUAUACGAGCAGCCUUAAAUACAGUGUACACAUGUCACAACAAGAACACGAUAAACAUGGGAAAUGUGACAGUUCUUUUGAGUAAUGUUACACUUGAGGCAUACCUUGCAAAUAACAACUUCAGUGUAAACGAAACUAUCUGUAGUGAAGAUAGAGGGCCUACUCCUGUUGCUCCCACAACUGCUAGCCACACAACGACCAGUAUGGCACCAACCAUGCCCCCUAAAACACCAGAUGUUGGCCAUUACAAUGUGACUGGCCCAAAUGGGACUUGUUUGCUUGCUUCUAUGGGUCUGCAACUUAAUGUUACCUACAUUACAAAAAAUCAGACUAAGCAAUGGGAGGCGUUGAAUCUUCCAGCAAAUACAUCUUUCGAUGGGCAUUGUGACAUUUCCAUAGUUACGCUAAACUUGACUUCUGGGAGCACCAGCCUUAUUUUUAAUUUUGCACAGAACUCAAGCACUGAGAAGUACUUUCUGCAACGUAUGACUGUGAGCACAGAUCUGCCUGCAGAAGCUACAAACAAAAGCAUGACUGCUUACAAUGAUAGCCUGAGUGCUCUAAAAGCUACAGUUGGAAAAUCUUACAAGUGUCUUGCAGAAGAGAGUAUUUGGGUCUCAAGCGAAGCUUCUGUCAACAUAUUCAGUGUUCAAGUCCAGGCUUUCAAGAUGUCAGGAGACACGUUUGGAGCAGUGGAAGAAUGCCAACUGGAUGAAAAUAAUAUGUUGAUCCCCAUCAUAGUUGGUGCAGCCCUUGCUGGACUUGUCCUUAUAGUAUUGGUUGCAUAUCUAAUUGGCAGAAAACGUAGCCAUGCUGGCUAUCAAACAAUUUAAUGAUUUGCACUUCUUUGAACCAAUGUAGAAGAACAGCAGUUGCAAGAAGCAGAUACAUUGACUCCCCCCUUCCCAUUUUCCCCUCAAAUACAUUGAUAUGAGGGAGCACAAUCUCUUCCUUACAAACUGUUUUUUGCAGUGCCUGCUUUACUAAAUGUGAAAUCCAUCUCGUGGCAUUUAACUAUGCACAAAGGAUAACUUCUGUAAUUCUGUUUAAUUUUGCUAAAGGGUUUUUACCCACCUAGAAAAAGGCUGAAGUUUUAAGAAUGCUUUUCUGAAUUGGCAUGGUUUAAUGUCAACUACUUAAAUGGAUGUGAUGUAGUUAAUUCACAUCCAUUCAGAUUAAUUAAAUCUAACAAAGGGAAACUUCCACUUUCUGAUACAACCAUCCUAUGCUGAGCUUAGUUACUGCACUUAAGCAGUUAAAUAAGUAAUGACUGACCAAUCAACCUUAAGUGAUUCACACUUUGUCUCUACUUAGGUGUGUAUCAUUAAUAAGCUUUAAAUGCUGAGCCUGGUAUAUGCAAGGUGUGAAGAUACAAUUUGGCCAACUUAAGAUACUUUGUCUGUCAGCUUGGCAGGAGCUGGCCCUUUUUUUACAUAAAAUGGGUGUUACUUUAUUUUUUUGAAAAGUGAAUUCCAGUCUCUUCUGUUGAAGUUCAAAGGAGGUCCUAUUUCUGCACAUGUGUACAAUAGAUUUCAAUCUGCUAAUUCUUGCUUUGACCUUGGCUGGGACUGUACACUGCAAGGAUCAGUUAUGGAUGCAUUGCCUGUAACAAUGCUAAUAAAGACUUUUCUGUA